This is a messenger RNA of Drosophila rhopaloa, 6942 nucleotides long. Its product is annotated as mucin-4. Lineage: Eukaryota; Metazoa; Arthropoda; Insecta; Diptera; Drosophilidae. The record is from RefSeq and is a predicted model, not a curated record. The coding region runs from base 1130 to 6439 and encodes 1769 amino acids. The transcript has 9 exons.
UUUUAAGGUUUUGUAUAUUAAACUGACGACGGCAAGAAAAUAUAGUCAUGUUAAUGAUAUAAAAUCAACUGUCUCGAUACAAUAUUUCAACUUAAAAGCUUACUUACUUCGUUACUACUUUUUCGCUAGUAAGCCUGAUUUUCCAGCUUGUUCUAAAUAGAAAACUUAUUAUCUUUUCAAUAUAUAAUUUUUUUUAAUUCACAUUGUGGGACUAUACAUAGGAUUUAAUUCGCGUAUUCACGAAAUUUAUCACAGUCUGGCAACACCGCACAUUGUGCACCAUGAAAAUGCGCAACUCGGUUUCUAUUUCUAUCUUUCGCAUUUUCAACGUCUUUGUGAUCGGUUGUUGUUGGGUCGCGGAUGCCUAAACGUCAUAAGCUGAACGCUGAAUGGAGCGGGAUUGAUUAAAUGCCAGAUAAAGCGUUACUUCUGAUGAGUGUCAGCACAAACAAAACUCCUUUGCCCAAAGUUGUAUAACGAAAACAGAAAUUUGGUGCGUGAAAAUGCGCCAAAUGCAAAGUGCCGCAAAUUAAAAACAACGUGAGCGCCGAGCGCAUUAAGUUAUGUGAGCAAAAGCAACUAAAAAGUAAACACUUUUACAAAAGUACGCAACGCGGAAAUUAAAAGAAAACUUUAAACAUUACCACAACAACUCAGUAGUCCUCCCUAACUCAUACAGACAUGCGUGACGUAAUUUGUGUAUUUAUUCUAAAACGAAAUUCGAGGAACAGCAAGAGCGCUCAAUUGUUUGUCCCUUUCGACUGCCUGUGUUAUUACCAAAUGCAAUUUGCCUUUUAAUUUGGGUUUUGCAUGCAACAGGGCGCGUGUUACUCGCACACACAGACGAGCACAGCCCUCACACUACUACAUUGACGCGUGAGAGAAAGGCAACCUGGCGAGUGUAAAUAAAAUAAAAGCACCUGAAAAUGUAAGCGGGAAGCGCGGGAAUGAACCACAUAUACGUAAAAUAAAAUAAAAACGAAAAACGAACGAUAUCGAAGCUUGUGAUUGUGUGUAUAUAUAGUGAUUUAAAUGUUAAACAUAAAAACAAACAAGUUCGAAAAAUUAAGUAAACUUGAAGUGUGACAAACUUGAAGGCGACAGCAGCAACUGAAAACGCUUCGCAACAAUGUUGCACAAUAUCCGCGACAAUGCACAGCCAAACACAACAGCAUCUACAAUAUCAACAAGAACAGCAAUAGAAGGCAAUGGAACGGAGCCAACAACGAGAACGCACUUUGCGACCACAUCUGUUGCAGAAGAAACAUCAGCCGGUGUAAAGGAAAUAAAUACAACAGCUGAGGGUCAACCGCAGCCGACAACAACAGCUGUGGCAGAGCGAUCGGAAUUAGCAGAAACAGCUGAUGCAGCUGCUGCGUCGAAUAUUGCUGCUGCAGAAUCCCCGGCAUUCGAUGUUCAGAUGCGAACGCAGCAACGACAGAAGAUCAAGAUAUACCACGAUGCCAAGCAGACGGCGGUAUGGCGCACCGAUUCGCUGGCCUCUAAUCCCAGCUCAACCAUGUGUCCUGACUUGGCAAGUUCUGGAGUGGGAGAAGGCAUUGGACCCAUGGGCCUGCCCAUGCGGGGAAGUAUCCUGUCCACGGCACCUAGUCUGUUGCAGCGAAAAUCCUCGGACAGCUCGCUCAGCUCGUCUAUAGCCCGACGAGUCUCAUUUCCGGAUAACGAACUGGUCACUGGUUACCUGGAGCCAGCUAAUCCUUGGAAGCAAGUAUGCCUUGUGAAAAGCAUUUCCGAGAUCGUUGAUCAGUAUGUGCAGUCCUGUCAAAAGCAUCACACAAAGCCGCUUAAGAGUGUAAUGGAUCAUCUAAAGAGUCUAGAUCUAAACCAGCCGAGGCAGCCUCUUCUUCCCCUCAAGGCGAAUCAACUAGCGGCCAACGAUUGCGAAGCCCUCGAGGAAAUUUUUAAAAGGAUACAAUACAAAUGCAUUGAUCUAUCCGACUGUACUCUGGACGAGAGCUGCUUGAUGGCCCUCUUUCAAAUGAUCGAAUACUAUGAAGCUGGUAACGAGUUGGACAUUUCCUACAACAAGGAGCAGAUGACGAAGCGCUGCUGGGAAUUGUGUGCCUACAUGGUGGAACGCAGCCAAGAGCUUCAGCUCCUCAACGCCGAGAGCAACCAGAUCACAAAAUUGGGUGCCGACAGCCUUGGCCGGGCCUUGGGCUCAUCCAAUCUCCACACCCUAAAGCUGGAGCACUGUGGCCUCAGAGGACAGCCGCUCAUCCAUCUCUUAUCAUUUGCAGGCCGAGGUCUCUACCAAAACAAAAUGCUCAAGGAGCUGUGGGUGGGCUACAAUGAUUUGGACUGCGUGGAUGCCCAGCACAUAGCCGACAUGCUGCGCUACAACCACAGCUUGGAGCUCAUCGACAUCAGCAACAACAACAUUAGAAAUGAGGGAGUCAUGUACCUGGUACAGGCCCUCAUCCUCCAGUCCACAGAGCUGGAACGUCGAAUGGGGGCCCUGAAGCGAACACGUGCCAUCGAGGUAGACGAGUGCGUGUCGCCUGUGGAAUCGGAGCCCUCGGCAGCAAUACUCAAUUCUGCCAGCUCGGCGCCCAGUCAAGCCAAAUAUGACGUUGGUAGUGAAUCUUCUUCACACGUUGCCUCGAUUCCUGAGACUCCAAGGGAGGAGGCAGGCUGUACCGAUCCACCGGUAGGUGUCCUAGUUGACGUGGAUAAUGAUAAUGACGACGAAAACACCGAAGACACUGUGAGAAACUGCAGCCAAAACGGCGGACAGUCCAUGUUGGACAAGCUGCUCUCCAUGAACAGUGACAGUAGCAGCGAGGAGGCGCCCUCUAACAUAUCUACCGACACCCUGGCCGCCGCGUGCUCUGAGGACAUCAGCGAGAUCAGCAACGAGAUUUAUGAUGCGACCACCGCCAAGGAGCCGCCGUUAAGCGAUCAAGUCGGACCGGUCAUAAUCUCAUCCAGCCCGAUGGAGUCCGCGGCUCCUGUUGCUGAUCCUGAGGAACGCCUGCAUCCAGCACAACAGCAAAGUUCCCAAAACGAACGAAACAUAUGUGAUAUUACUCCCUCAACAGAGGCUAAAACCGUUGAACCCAAUGAAUCCUGUGUACAGAACAACAUCAUAAACAACAACAAUAAUAACAAUGCUAACAAUUCCCAAAACAAUAGCAACAAUAAUAACACAAUCCAAUUGUCGGCGGGAGCAACAGCAACCUUAGCUGUCGUAGCUCCACCAAUGGAAGUCGAAACCAAUCCCAGUGGAUCAUCGCCAGCGCCCAUUUUCGAGGUAACCGCUGAGGAGAGCGACUGUAUAAAUGGCAGUGGAGCGGGGGCUGGUGGAUCUCGGCCGCUGGACGUGAACAAAAACGCAAAGGUGGGAGACGACUUCGAGGAUACGCACAGCACAGACUCGGCGUUCGAAAGCGCAUCUGAAGGCGAUAUAAGUCGCCAUUUGCCCGACGAGUUUAGCAGGCUUUCUGUGUCACUGGAGAGCACGCGGCUGGACGACAUAGCCAAGGAGAUGUGUGGCAUAGAGACGGCCACCAUAGCCACAGAGUCCACUGAGUGUCUGCUUGCCGCCCAGGAGGCAGCUACGCCUAGUCCUACGCCAGAAGUCGGAGCACUGAAUAAACUAGAAGAUCCAUUCCCACCGCCAAAGGUUACCAUUGCCGAGGAGUGCCUCCAGGCGAAUAAAGAACAGAGUCAGCCCUUCCAGUGUCCCAGUCCGGCGCCCACGCCCCCACCUCCGUCCACAUCGCCGGGUGGAGCUAGCAUUGGACUAAGGCGCACGGAGUCCAGCUGUGCCUACCUAAAUCAGUCUACCCGUAACCGAUCCCAGAGCUCCGACAGCCUGUGCAGCGAGACAUCGCUAGACGGUAUGAGCAGUGGAGCCAGCAACAACAGCGUCAGCUCGACUGCCUCCGCCGAUCCCAAGUUUGCCGAGAAGCUGACCAAGAACGACACGCUAUCGCGUCGCCAGCUGGCUGAGGCCACACUGGAGGCCAAUCGCUCGCCCAGCGGUCUGAAAGCCCUCACCCUGUGGAACAAUAAUCUGACCAAGGACUGCGCCCCUGCUGUAGCCGAGCUGCUGCAGAAAACCAUUUCUCUGGAACUGCUUAACAUUGGCAAGAAUUGUCUGUCCAACGAGUUUAUAUCGACUAUUAAAGACAGUCUGACGAAAAACACCACUCUUACCACGUUGGGGCUACAGAGUGCCCAUCUAAGCGCCAAGGGUAUCGAAACACUGGCUUCCAUCCUCACAUUUGGUGGCAACAGCAAGCUUCAGCGUAUUGACAUUCGAGACAAUAAACUAGAGGUGGAAAGUCUGAACAUAAUCGCCGAGGUGCUCAAGUCGAAUAAAACGCUCACCCAGAUCGACAUUAACGAUGAACCAAAGCGCCUGACGUUGCCCAUAGUGCCGAUAGUAAAUGUUAUACCGCCAUCGCCAUUGCCCCAGGAGAGCAUUGGCAGCGAUGCCCAUUUGGAUUACACAAGGGUGCUGGGCACCGUGCGUUCCCUGUGCUCGCGAAACGAGAAGCGGCAAGCCCAGGAACUCGCGGAGAAGGCGGCGAACGUGGUCGGCGGCAGCAGCAGUCUUGGCGGCAGCCUUCCGGGCAUACGGUGUCGCGGCGGUUACUACUUGGGCUCGCGGAAGAUCUCGUUGACCUGCCACAGUCGCCCCCUCGUGGACGCGGCUACUGGCACGGUGACGGCAACGACAACCGCGGCCGCUGCAGCAACCGCCCUGCCCACACCGGCCGCCCUGCUGGAGGUGAAGCGAAAGAGUGGACCCCGUCUCCGCUCGCCGGGCCCCAGUCCGCCCACUAUAUCGCCGUCGUCCUCGCCAAAUCGUAGCCGCUUUCACGUGUCGCGCGUGGCAGAAGUGGCCAGUCCACUGAUCUCGCCGCUGGCCCAGCAUCCACCCCCACACACGCCGCGUUCGGCCAGCAGCUGCAUGUCCAUACCCACUAUCGGAUCGCCCAGUGGCAGCCAGAGCAGCCUCAAUGCUGUUGGAGCCCUGCCCACCUCCAGUUCGCUGCCCGCGAUGGCCUCUGUCACUUCUUCGACGCAGACAGUGAAGCGGCUGUCAGUGUCGCCUAGGUCACGUUUCCAUGUUUCUCGCAUCUACGAGGAUCCACAAGUGCCGAUGGCCAACCGCCAGAUGCCGCCGAUCACACCGCACACGCCACCCAUCGACCUGCCACCCACCCCUAUGCUGAAGUCGGCGAGGAAGGCAGUCCUGCUGUCGGAGGCAGUGGAAGCAGCAGCUGCCGCGGCGCCAGUGAGCAGUGUGAUUAUUGUAGAGGCCAUCGAUGACGGCGAUGCACAUAAAAGUGCGAGUGUCGAAGAGGUUGCCGGGCAAAAUCUUUCGCCACACGUGACCAGUUCACCCACCUCAAGCCAUUCGAGCUCAACGUCACCCGGUAGUAGCAGCAGUGGGAGCAGUAGCCAAAGCAAUGGAAGCACCUCCACCGAUGUUACAGACACUGUAGCUUCCGGCCCAGAAACUCCACCCAGGACCUGUCCCCUGGCCGUGUUUGGCGAUAAUGAUAUCACACUGACCAAGGAAUCGGCUGGUGUGGUUGCUCUCUCUGCUGCCGCUGCGGCGGGCCACAUGAACACAGUUUUGGAAUCUGAACCAGAACCGAUGCCACCUCCCGAGACAGUCAGCAACGCCCCUCAGGCGCGUGCACGAAAAACGUCGUGGAUAGCAAAUCCGUCGGCGGUGGACAAGCUGCUAACAUUGUUUAACACGGGCACCAUUUUCCACCGAAGCUCCUCGCCGGAACCCAAAGCCAGUCACAUAAGCACAGUGCCCGCCGCCAACCAGAUCACAAACAGCACACAGAACGCCUUAGCAGCAAGCGCAGGAGGAGCAAGCGGUGGCGAAAUCAGUACUACCACAAAAAAUCCUAUUCUUUCGGUAGCACGAAAGUCUUCUCCCGCAUCGUGGACAUCACUGACUAGUAGCAACAUCUCCAACGCCAGCCACAAUACGUCGUCAAAUGCGGAAACGGGCAGCUCAUCUUUCCUCGACACGGCAUCUAAACAGCUACGGGAUUUUAGCAAACAAGUAUUUCGCCAAAACAUCUCCUUUAACAACAGCGGGGAACAAGCGGCCGUGGCUGCAGCUGCUCAGCAUGAGUUAAGUACGGGGACGUCGGCUUCGAGCAGUACGGAGUCACCAUCACCGCCGGAGUGCAAUGCGGCCCACAUGCCGCUUAGUCUAAAGCGUCAGUUAAAGGAAAACAUAUCGCCGGAGCACACAAUCAAUGAGGAGACACUUCACACGCUGCAAAAGCUGUCGAGGGCAGAGGAUGUGGCGCUAAAGGCGGAGGCAGCAACAGAUCUUGGCGACAUUGAGAUAGUGAUGCACAGUGAGGUAGCCGAUUGCCACCUCGCAGAAGAUACACAGCCAGAGCAGGAAGACACAUAUUCGAGUGUCGUUUAAAAGGGGCUACGACCAAAUGCAACUGGAUGAUGCGCAAAUUGAUUGAAAAGAAAGGCAAGGAACGGAAAGCACACAAUUCAACCGAAAAAAAAUCCAAGACCCACCCAGCAUUCCCAUAGCUCUCCUUUGAUACUGUACCCCACCCGCCAUGAAAAAAUGGUUAUGAAGUCAAGGAUGAUAUUGAUAAUGGAAGUUUGGGUUUCCUCCUAACCCUAAAAAACAAAUAUGAUGAAGUACACAAGUUAUGUCUAACUUUGUUUUAUUUUUGGUUAAAUUCAUUUUAAGUUUUAUAACAGAAGAAAAUAUAAAUGUAUUUUAAUUAUAUAUAUGGCAUAAGAAAUGCAAAAAAAUGCUCAAUAUUCACUUCAAGAAGAACGCUUCCAAAACGAAAAAAUAGAAAUCAUUUUGGAGGCAGUUUCUUUAAAGUGAGUACUGACCCUAAAAUUGAUAUACUUUAAUGAAUGUAAAAUAUAAAAACAACAUUUCAAAUGUACACACAAAAA